GUGCGUCGCGCCGGGCUCCGUUCCGGUGUGCUGUCUCACUGGUGAGGCCGAGCAGCCGGCCAGCCUUUCCCCGCGCCGACUCCGCAGCCUCCCGCUUCCCGUCACCAUGGAGUACCUGAUCGGCAUCCAGGGCCCCGACUAUGUCCUUGUCGCCUCCGACCGCGUGGCCGCCAGCAAUAUUGUCCAGAUGAAGGACGAUCAUGACAAGAUGUUUAAGAUGAGUGAAAAAAUCUUACUGCUAUGUGUUGGAGAGGCUGGAGACACUGUACAGUUUGCAGAAUAUAUCCAGAAAAACGUGCAACUAUAUAAAAUGAGGAAUGGAUAUGAAUUGUCUCCCACAGCAGCAGCUAAUUUCACACGGCGAAACUUGGCUGACUGUCUUCGGAGCCGGACCCCAUAUCAUGUGAACCUCCUCCUGGCUGGCUAUGAUGAGCACGAGGGGCCAGCACUCUACUACAUGGACUACCUGGCAGCCUUGGCCAAGGCCCCCUUUGCAGCCCACGGCUAUGGUGCCUUCCUAACUCUCAGUAUCCUGGACAGAUACUACACACCGACGAUCUCACGGGAGAGGGCAGUGGAGCUCCUGAGGAAAUGUCUGGAGGAGCUCCAGAAGCGCUUCAUCCUGAACCUGCCAACCUUCAGUGUUCGCAUCAUUGACAAAAACGGCAUCCACGACAUGGAUAACAUUUCCUUCUCUAAACGGGCUUCCUAACGCAAUGUCCUUUCCCACUUACCAGGGAACUUUUUUGAUGGGCUCCUUUAAUUUUUUCUACUCUUUUGGUGUGCACUCUUGAUAGAUGGUUAAUUCAGAAUAAAGCUGGAUAUAGAUAAAUUGA
Messenger RNA from Jaculus jaculus (lesser Egyptian jerboa), 836 nucleotides. It is a transcript of the gene Psmb2, whose product is annotated as proteasome 20S subunit beta 2. Lineage: Eukaryota; Metazoa; Chordata; Mammalia; Rodentia; Dipodidae. The record is from RefSeq and is a predicted model, not a curated record. Gene Ontology annotation, molecular function: peptidase activity. Bases 107 to 712 code for a protein of 201 amino acids. Gene Ontology annotation, cellular component: nucleus; proteasome core complex; cytosol. Gene Ontology annotation, biological process: proteasomal protein catabolic process. The transcript is spliced from 6 exons.